Molecule: messenger RNA, 2925 nt
Organism: Pleurotus ostreatus (oyster mushroom)
Lineage: Eukaryota; Fungi; Basidiomycota; Agaricomycetes; Agaricales; Pleurotaceae
Exons: 11
Coding region: 1-2925 (974 amino acids)
Biological process (GO): nuclear division
Cellular component (GO): cytoplasm; nucleus
Molecular function (GO): mRNA binding
Source: RefSeq, a predicted model, not a curated record
AUGGAUGUUUAUACUACCUCCUUUACUUACCCACGCAGGUCGCGCCAUAUUCAUUCUCCAGCUUCUUCCUUCGACAUCGCAGGCAAUGACUUUCGUCAGAACGACCCCUUCCCUGCCCGCCACCUUCGCCAUGUCAGGAGCAAUCUCUCAGAGGCCUCGAUUACGGCGUCAGAUAGCGAGGCCAUCCAAAAGCUAGCCAUGAACGCAAUGUCAAUACACGGCUGCCAUGUAUCCUAUCUUAUGGCUGACCAGGGAAGAGGGUGGAAUUUUCAUGUUACUGGGCCGUAUCAGCAGGUUAUGCAAACUAGAGGAACCAUACUGAAGGAAUGCCCAAUUCAGCAUCGUGCAGCUAUCAAGGUCAUGCGCUCUGAGAUCCUGGAUUCUCCUCUGUCGGCGCCUUCUUUGAAGCCUGACGUGCGCCGCCGCCUAGAUGAGAUUGCUUCCGAAACAUUGGCGCACAUUGCAGUCGUGAACAGUCCCCUUAGCAAUGCUGGGUGGACGGGCUUGGAGACCGAGCGUGUCUGCGAAUUGGUUGUCACCGGUCAGGGUGACUCCGUUGAUCUUGCUCGCGUCCGCCUCCUUGUCAUGUUGGAUGAGCUCAGCGGCCUUCACGCCGAAUACUGCGAAAUUGAUCAAAAGCUGCAUGCAAUCGUGGCAGGCAAGAAGCGCAGCAUGCUCCAAUCUAUCCAAGAAGAGACCGGGACCAACAUCUAUUACCCGUCGCCACUUCAAGGGCUUGUUGGCCCGGACAUUGAUGUCACGGUUUCCUCGAGCGGCCCUCCUCGUACACCGAACGUCAUUUGGAUCACCGGCGAGUUCUUUGGCGUCCAGCGUGCUCGCGAUAUGCUGUUUCAAGUUUCUACCAAUAAGACGAAGUCUGUGAUCUCUCGUGAUACUGCAAUACUUCCGCGCAAGCUCGACUGGAUGGUGACUGACAGGGCCGAUGAUCUCAAGACCAUCAUGAGUGACAACGCGACUUUUAUACAAUUCCCGCCGCUAGGCAGCUCCACCAGCCUGAUCACAGUGUUCGGUGACCACAGGGUUAAUGUUCAAAGGACCAUCCGGUCCAUCAUGCAACUGGCUUGCCAAUUUUAUGUCGCUUCUUUCUGGCUGCUUCCAGUCCAGUAUAAUGUCCUACUUCCACCUACAACCCUCAACGCAUCGCAAGUCUCGACCUUGCUAAAGCAGAUCUCCAUCAGCACCGGCGCUGAGGUUGUCUUCAAGAGCAUGUGCUUCGAGAUGCAUGGUCUGGAGCAAGAAGUUCGCGCCGCCGUAGGCAUGAUCCUUGAACUCGAUGUCAUCAAGAACUUCCACCAUGAGAUUCGUUUCCAAAUCGAGCUUGCCAACGAACACCGCGAGUUCAUCAGUGGGAAGAAGAACGGCAAGAUCAACAAGAUCAUGCAGACCACCAAUGUGAAGAUCAAGUUCGAGACCUUCAAUGAUCACAAUUUCCUCAUUGACAUCGCCGGUCCUGAUGGCUCAGUUCUCCAGGGGUUGUCAUUACUCCAGGAAGAAUUGCCUGCGGAAAUGUCGUUCCAUGUUCCCGAAGCGUACCAUAAGCGCAUCAUCGGCGUCGGUGGAAGGAGCAUCCAAAGGAUCAUGAAGAAAUAUGGCGUGUAUGUCAAGUUCUCCAACGCCGAAGAGUUUGCUUCUUUGGGAGGUUACAAUGACAAUGACGAUAAUGUCAUCGCGAGGACCCCAGCUAAGAAUGCAAUCAACCUUGAUAACUUGAAGCAAUCCGUUAUGGAGCUUGUGAACCCUAAGGAUAAAGACUACGUAAACGAGACCGUCUCGAUUCCCCGUCGGUACCAUAGGACUCUUCUUGGCGAGAAGAGCAUAUUCAUUCGCGACAUCGAGACCAAGACAAACUCGCAUGUCCGCUUCCCUGAUAAAGAAACUGCUUCGGAUGUCGUCACGAUCUUCGGUCCUGAGAGCCAGGUUCAGAUUGCCGUGACUAUGCUUCUCGAACAUGUUCCCUUCGAGGCAGAUAUGGUCGUACCAUCCUCGCCGGAUCUACCGCGGGUCUGCGCUUCCGCCGACUUCAUCGCUUUCGUCGAGCGGGUUAAACGUGAGCUCCAAGUGGCGAUAACUCCCAACAUCAAGUCCCACAUUGGCAACGGCAAUGGCUCUGGCGCGGACACACCAUCCGACUAUUCCUUCAAGUUCAGAUGCCAACGCAGCAAUAGUGAUUUCCUUGUCACGGCCCGAGAGAUGCUAGAACAAUUCCUCAUCAAUCAUAACAUUCACGUGUACCCCUCUCCUACCGCACACACCCACAAGAGGGGAGAUUCAUUCGCGGAAGCCUUCCCUCAUUUCGAUAGUAAAGUUUUGUCCGCCGCUAGGACGCGCGGUCAACAAUCCAUCGAUUUGGGUCGGUCCGAUGGCAUGGUUGAACGACGACUUCGGCUCGCCAGCUCGUCUCCGGAUGUAAAGGCCCUAUUCAAUUCACCCUCUUACAUCUACAACUUGGAAACCCAUGAUGACUCACAAGCGAGCUACAUGUCCGGUAGUUCUCAGGAUUACUGGACACCCUUGGCACCUAUAGGGUCCGGACUUACCAAUCGCACUCGACAUACCGAUGAUGCGCUCAAGCGUGGCUCCGACUCCCUCCUCGAGGCUAAACUGAAGGAACAGAUAUCCAAGCCACGCUCGCUGAAUAACCGCGCGCAAUCUCUGGAUCUGACUUACUCCCUAUCCCGCAUUACCGAGUCGCCCUCCUAUUUGCCUCCACCCGAAUCCCCAACAAAUUCGACGGGUGACACUGGUGGUAAUUCAAGUCCGACGUCGGCUUCCGCGCCUUCCUUCCCCAGUGUUUACGGUUCUAGAGGAACUGUCGUGGGCUCGUCUGCUCAGCGGACAGGUCACAUCCUGGACGACGAGACUAUUCAAGAAGUCUCUCGGGUAAUUUCAAACUUGGGUCUCUAA